ACGCACACUUUGUAUACCAUGGCCAUAUGUGCAUCAAACCAAACUAUUGGUUUGUCAAUCGCAUAUCUCAAAAGUUAAUAUUGUUUGUAUUAAUUGCUGUGAAUUUGUGAAUAUUUUAGUAUUAUUUAGUGCAACAACGUUGUGAAACUUGUCGCUGUAUAAUAGAACUAGUUUAAUCACUGAAAAUGGCCGAUGCACAAUCAAUCGCAGAACAUAAGGAAGAAUCAGAUAAACAAGACGAUUCUGUGAAGAACUAUGAAUUUGACGGACAAACUUACAUUUAUACCGAUAAAGCAACAAACGUCACGUACAAAUUCGAUCAAGAGAACAAUAAAUGGAUAGUGAAAGAUGAGAAAGAUAACAAAGAAAGUUCUGAGAAAACUGAAAAAAAGGGAAAUCCUGAUUUCAGUGCAGCUGGUGUUUUUGGUUUUGAAAACGAUACACACACUUAUACCGAUCCAAACGAUGGCAGUAUGUACUUUUGGGAUAAAGAGAAAAGUGCUUGGUUUCCAAAAGUCGACGAAGACUUUAUGGCACGAUACCAGAUGAAUUAUGGUUUUACCGACACCAGUGUAUCACAGCCGAAAUCAACAGAAUUAAAACUUAAUCAUCCUUUUCCACAAAAAAACACCAAAGAAGAAAAAGAGCAGAAGAGAAUAGAAGCAAAACGGAAAGCUCAGGAACCACCAACCUGGUUCGAAGUUGAUGAGGCACAUAAUACAGCUAUUUAUGUCUCUGGUCUACCUCUGGAUAUUACUAUAGACGAGCUUACUCAGCUCUUUACUAAAUGCGGCCUUAUAGCAAGAGAUGAGAAGGGCAAGGAUAAGAUCAAAUUAUACAAAGACAGCAACGGUGAACCAAAAGGGGAUGCUCUUUGCACCUAUAUCAAGGUCGAAUCGGUGGAGUUGGCUUUGAAAAUCUUGGACGGCUCUGAAAUUCGUGGAAAAACACUGUCGGUUCAAAGAGCGAAGUUUCAAAUGAAAGGCGAAUACGAUCCCGCGCGGAAACUCAAUCGGAAAAAAAAGGACAAAGAACGACAAAAAAAGAUGCAAGAAAAAUUGUUCGAUUGGCGACCUGACCGCAUGCGAGGUGAACCGUUGAAGUGUGAACGAGUUGUGGUCAUAAAGAAUCUUUUCACACCUGAAGAUUUUGACAGAGAGGUGCAGCUGCUGCUUGAAUACCAACAGGAUAUCCGAUCCGAGUGUUUAAAGUGCGGUGAUGUCAAAAAAGUAGUCAUUUAUGACAGACAUCCCGAAGGAGUAGCACAAGUUACAUUCCGAGAACCGGCAGAGGCGCAAGCUUGCGUUCAGCUAUUGAACGGUCGUUGGUUCAGCCAGAGAAAGAUCUCAGCGGAAAUCUGGGACGGGAAAACCAAGUACAAAAUCAGAGAAACCGACGCCCAGGUCGAAGCACGACUGGAAAAAUGGGAUAAAUAUUUGGAGCAGAAAGAUGAAGAAAAAGAAGAAAAACAAAAAAAGAUACAGAGCAACAACGAAGGACGAGGAGUGUCGCAAUAAAAACUUACAUCCUACACAAUCAAUAAAAUUGUAAUCAUAUGUCACAGAUUCUAUUUUCUUUAUUUGCAAAAAUUUCUCAUCGUGUCGUUAUGCGCUGGAUCGUUAAGCUCGGAAGUUUAUCUUUCUAGGCAUUUUAUUUUUUAUUAAGAAUAAUAAUCUUAAUCCAUCUCCAAAAAUACGGUCAGAUUAUAUAUACAUAUUACAAUUAUAUAUAAUUCUAACAGCAUGGUUUCAAGUUAUACAUGUUGUUCGUCGCCGUUGAACUACUACUAAUGUUAGGAACAUGUUAGUCGUUGCAGCAAUAAAGAUAUC
Molecule: messenger RNA, 1829 nt
Organism: Pseudomyrmex gracilis
Lineage: Eukaryota; Metazoa; Arthropoda; Insecta; Hymenoptera; Formicidae
Gene: barc
Product: HIV Tat-specific factor 1 homolog
Exons: 6
Coding region: 186-1517 (443 amino acids)
Biological process (GO): mRNA splicing, via spliceosome
Cellular component (GO): U2-type spliceosomal complex; U2 snRNP
Molecular function (GO): RNA binding
Source: RefSeq, a predicted model, not a curated record